Molecule: messenger RNA, 1170 nt
Organism: Dictyostelium purpureum
Lineage: Eukaryota; Evosea; Eumycetozoa; Dictyosteliales; Dictyosteliaceae
Exons: 2
Coding region: 48-1112 (354 amino acids)
Biological process (GO): tricarboxylic acid cycle
Cellular component (GO): oxoglutarate dehydrogenase complex
Molecular function (GO): dihydrolipoyllysine-residue succinyltransferase activity
Source: RefSeq, a predicted model, not a curated record
AACGUUUCUACAGCUCAGCUAAUGAUGUUGUAAUUAAAGUACCAUCAAUGGGUGAUUCAAUUUCAGAAGGUACUAUUGUAUCAUGGACCAAAAAUGUUGGUGAUCAAGUUAGAGUAGAUGAAGUUGUUUGUGCAAUCGAAACUGAUAAAGUUACAAUUGAUAUCAAUGCUCCAGUUUCAGGUACAAUCAUGGAAUUAUUUGCCAAAGAAGGUGAAACUGUUAUGGUUGGUAAUGAUUUAUAUAAAAUUGCUAAAGGUGAAGUUGCUGCCCCAGCUCCAAAAGCUGCUGAAGCUCCAAAACCAGCUGCCGAAGCUCCAAAAGAAGCACCAAAAGCUGCUGCCCCAGCUCCAAAACCAGCUGAAGCUCCAAAAGCUGCUCCAGCUCCAAAAUCAACUCCAGCCCCAAGCACUGAAGCCAGUGAAACUCGUGUUAAAAUGACCCGUAUUCGUUCAAGAACCGCUCAAAGAUUAAAAGACUCACAAAAUACUGCUGCUAUGUUAACCACUUUCAAUGAACUCGACAUGAGUGCUCUCAUGGGUAUGAGAAAACAAUACAAAGACGAAUUCGAAAAGAAACACGGUGUCAAAUUUGGUUUCAUGAGUGCUUUUGUCAAAGCUUCAAGCAUUGCCCUCAAAGAACAACCAAUCGUUAACGCUUCAGUCGAAGGUGACGAAAUCGUUUACCACAAUAACGUCCACAUCAAUGUUGCCGUCUCUGCCCCAAGAGGUUUAGUUGUCCCAGUCAUUCGUAAUUGCGACAAACUCUCAUUUGCUGAUAUCGAAAAAGAACUUGGCCGUCUUUCAGGUCUUGCUCGUAACGAUGGUUUAGCCAUUGAAGAUAGUGUUGGUGGUACAUUCACCAUUUCAAAUGGUGGAGUUUUCGGUUCAAUGUUUGGUACUCCAAUCAUCAAUCCACCACAAUCAGCCAUUCUCGGUAUGCACGCUAUUAAAGAUAGACCAUACGUUGUCAAUGGUCAAGUUGUUGUCAGACCAAUUAUGUAUUUAGCUCUUACUUAUGAUCACAGAAUUAUCGAUGGUAGAGAAGCCGUCACUUUCUUAAAGAAGAUUAAAGAUGUUCUCGAAAACCCAGAAAGAAUUUUAUUAGAAUUAUAAAUAUAGAUAAAUAAAUAAAUAACAUAAAAAAAAUAAAUAAAUAACACACCUUAUAUAC